AUGGGUGCUUUCGAACUCAACGACGAGAAUCAGCAAUUAGACUCGAAUGGUAUUAGCAGUUUAGGGCUAGACGACCUGCCAUUGGCUUUUGGCAAGAGUGUGCGAAAGUUAUUCCUGCUGGAUGAUGACUACCACAAUCUCAACCAUGGCUCCUUCGGCACUCAUCCCCUCGCCAUCCAACAACGCCGCCAGCACUACCUGAACCUCUACGAGCGCACCCCGGACCCUUUCAUCCGCUACACGUUCCCUGACCUCCUCGACGAGAGCCGCGAGGCCAUCGCCAAGCUCCUCAACGCUCCUUCGGUCGACGAGGUGGUGUUUGUCCCCAAUGCCACCCACGGGGUCAACACGGUCCUGCGCGCCCUGGCCGAGUUCUGGACAGACGACGGGCAGGACGAGAUCCUCUUCUUCAGCACCAUCUACGGCAGCUGCGGCAAGACGGUCAACUACGUCUCGGACUCGACAAGGGGCCUCGUCCACGGCCGCGACGUCCAGCUGACCUACCCCAUCUCGGACGCCGAGAUCGUAGCCCGCUUCCGCGCCGCCCUGGAGGCGUCCCGAGCAGCAGGCCGCCGGCCCCGCAUCGCCAUCAUUGACGCCGUGUCCUCGCUCCCAGGCGUGCCGUUCCCUUACGAGUCUGUGGUGUCCGUCUGCCGCGAGCAGGGCGUCCUCAGCCUGGUCGACGCCGCGCAGGGGGUGGGGCUGAUCCCGCUCGACCUGUGCGCCCUCGACCCAGACUUCCUCGUCAGCAACUGCCACAAGUGGCUGUUUGUCCCGCGCGGCUGUGCCGUCUUUUACGUGGCCCAGAGGAACCAGCAUCUCAUUCGGUCCACGCUGCCGACCUCGCACGGCUAUGUCCCGCGCGAUCCGGCGGCAGCGCGGCCCAAUCCUCUGCCGCCCAGCAGCAAGAGUGCGUUUGUGACCAUGUUUGAGUUUGUGGGCACGCUGGACAACUCGCCGUAUCUGUGUGUCAAGGAUGCGAUUGAGUGGCGCGAGAAGUGGCUGGGCGGAGAGGAGAGGAUCAGGGCGUACCUGUGGAAGCUGGCCUCGGAGGGAGGGGAGCAGGUUGCGAGCUGUCUGGGCACCAAGGUGAUGCAGAACGAGGAGGGCACCUUGACCAAGUGUGGUAUGGUGAAUGUGGCUCUGCCUCUGGUCGCUGAUGUGGAAGAAGCUGGCCCUCCUGCGAACAUCUUGAGCAAGGAGGGCAAGGCCACGGCCGCGUCAGCCAAAAAAGAGGGCGAGACAGUGAUUCCGUACAAGGAUGCUCAGAGGAUCUGGGCAUGGAUGACCAAGGUUCUUGUUGAUGAUUACAAGACUUUCAUCCCGACAUACUAUCACGACGGUCGAUUCUGGGCUCGUCUCAGUGCGCAGGUCUACCUCGAUAUGGAUGACUUUGAAUGGGCUGGCAAGACGCUCAAGGAACUGUGUGGUCGGGUGGCUAAGAAGGAAUAUGACGGAUGA
Molecule: messenger RNA, 1461 nt
Organism: Cryphonectria parasitica EP155
Lineage: Eukaryota; Fungi; Ascomycota; Sordariomycetes; Diaporthales; Cryphonectriaceae
Product: PLP-dependent transferase
Exons: 3
Coding region: 1-1461 (486 amino acids)
Source: RefSeq, a predicted model, not a curated record